GGUUAUAAAAGUGUGCAGGUAAGAAGAGCUCAGGUAAUCUGCACCUCUCACACACACCGAGCUCAAACACACACACACACUCUCACUACUGCGGACUAUACUGCACACACUCGGGACUCGGACACCUCAAACCUGCAACACACACUGAGCAGGAGCGCGAUGGCCUCCAGCGAGCUGAGCCACAUCCUGAAUAACGCUAACGCCAACCUGUACCCGAGCGAGCCGAGCCUGCACGCCUCCAGCUUUCCCACAAUGCAGCGCAGCACACCGUUUAACGACACACACUACUGCAACAACAACAACAACAACAACAACAACAACGUACACAACACAGUCGGUCCGUGGCAGCAGGUGAACCCUCAGUUCUGGAGCAGGCGUAACGUGCUGGACUGGGUCGACUUCCACGUGGAGGAGAGUAAAUAUGACGCCACGCUGCUGAACCUGGACUGCUGUAACAUGGACGGCUCGGUGCUGUGCUCGCUCAGCAGGGACGCCAUGAUGGCCACCUUCGGGCCGCAGCUCGGGGAGACACUGCACCAGAGCCUCGAGAACCUCAAACACAAACACGUUGAGGACAUCACACAGAACUGCAUGCUGAACGAGACGUACGAGCUGCUGAGCAACUUCCUGUUGGACCUCCCCCAAUCACCGUUCAACGACGGUCCGACACUCGACAGCGUGAUCGUCCAGAGUGUUCCCACAGGUAACAAAGACAGUGACUUCAGCUACUACAACGAGUAUAAAACACAGCUAACACCAGGAAGUGACAAUGGCUACGAGUCGUACUCAGAGAGUCUGCAGAGCUCCAUCACAGGAAGUUUCUUGAACCCGAGUUCUCCAGAAUCCGCUGGAAGUGAUUCAGAUCAUGAAUACACAGAGACGCACUACACGUACUCACCAAACAGCUUCAUUAAGCAGGAGCCUGUGGAGAAGAAGCGACGAGGUCGACCUCCUAAACUGGGCCGCGGCUCCGAGCACUUCGUAGAGAACAAAAAGAACAAACAUGCUCCGCGCGGUACACACCUGUGGGAGUUCAUCCGCGACAUUCUCAUCCACCCGGAGAAGAACCAGGGCCUGAUGAAGUGGGAGGAUCGCAGAGACGGCGUCUUUAAGUUCCUGAAGUCGGAGGCCGUGGCUCAGCUGUGGGGUCAGAAGAAGAAAAACAGCAGCAUGACUUACGAGAAACUGAGCCGAGCAAUGAGGUAUUACUACAAGAGAGAAAUUCUGGAGCGAGUGGACGGCCGGAGACUCGUUUACAAGUUCGGGAAGAACUCGAGCGGGUGGAAGCUGGAGGAGCUGGGAAUGUGAGGAGGAACGUGAGGAGGAACGUGAGGAGGAACGUGGAAGGUGUCAUGAGCAAAGACAUCAUGAAGGACUUUACUGUAGAGACGCCUGGAUAGCGUGAAGGCUGGUUUGGUAGCUGAACUCCCCGCCCUGAGGGAGGAGCGUAACAGAGACGCUGUAAGCCUGUACUGGCUAAAGUAGGUUUUAUGAACCGAUAAUAACGUCGUGUUGUAAUUCAUGUUGUUAUCUUAAAAUUUGACACUUCUUUUGUCCAAUGGCACGCAGGCGUGACCGUCACAUGACCUCGUGUGGUUAUAGUGGAGCUUUUGAUGAAGGUUACAGAGAUUUCUUUAUUUUUUUACUCCCAGGCUGUGUUUCAGUGCUGUUUUUAACACACACUCAUCCACUUCCCCUCUUUAUUUCCACAAAUUCUCCAGAAGACAUUAAAAUCAACUGAGUUUUACUUCACUUUAAUUUUACUUUACUAAAUAAAAACAUUACAGUCCAGGAGUAAAGCCUGUAAUGGUCUGGUUUAAAGGUUUCCAUUAGAGAGGUUCUGGUUCCUAUUAAACACCAUCAGAACCCAAUAGGAACUUUUUGUCAUGAGUAGAUGAUGGAAAUCAGGAACCAUUAGGAACCUCAAUUUCCAUUAAACUACAGACCAUUACAGUCCACCAGGAGCACAUUAGAUCCCAUUAGGAACCAGUAGAAACCCCUCGUUAUCUUAAAUGAUUUGCUGUAAAGAAAUUGUGAGUGUAACGCAGAUGAUAAACGUGUCGAGAUUUUAGAGGAACUGUGCGAGGCUGUUUUAGGAACCGUACUGAAACACAGGGAACGUAAAUUUAUACAUUUGUAAACAUUUUCAGGUCUUGUGUCUGCUGGAAAAUAAGUGUCAAAGGUUAAUGUACAGUUUUUCAAUUUUUAAAUCAAUUUUUUGUUGUUGUUGUUUAAAUGUAGAACAAAGUGAAGAGAUAAAAAUCUCAGUUAAUCAUUUUACUGCCACAUGAAGUUUCUACAGAACAUCAUCACAUCACACUUAUUAUUAUUAUUAUUAUCAUUAUUAUUAUUAUUAUUAUUAUUAUUAUUGUGUUUAUUCUCUUUAAUAAAGCUUGAUAACAAAUCAGGUAACAAUCACGAUGAAUGUGUGUGUGUGUUCAGGGUGAGGGCUUGUUCUGUUUAGAUGGUGUGUGUUUUAAUCACACACGCUGUCUCCUGUAUGAGACAUAUUUCUCAGAUUUAUAUCACAGAAACGAUAUUCUCUAUUGCGUAUGACACAUUGUUGUAUUUUAUAUCAGAAAAUUUUUUAAAAUAAAG
Molecule: messenger RNA, 2598 nt
Organism: Pangasianodon hypophthalmus (striped catfish)
Lineage: Eukaryota; Metazoa; Chordata; Actinopteri; Siluriformes; Pangasiidae
Gene: elf3
Product: E74-like factor 3 (ets domain transcription factor, epithelial-specific)
Exons: 9
Coding region: 160-1308 (382 amino acids)
Biological process (GO): regulation of transcription by RNA polymerase II; cell differentiation
Cellular component (GO): nucleus
Molecular function (GO): sequence-specific DNA binding; DNA-binding transcription factor activity, RNA polymerase II-specific
Source: RefSeq, a predicted model, not a curated record